Messenger RNA from Xylona heveae TC161, 1071 nucleotides. RefSeq lists its product as hypothetical. Bases 232 to 1041 code for a protein of 269 amino acids. NCBI's taxonomy places the organism in Eukaryota, Fungi, Ascomycota, Xylonomycetes, Xylonales, Xylonaceae. The record is from RefSeq and is a predicted model, not a curated record. The transcript has 2 exons.
CUCUCCUCGUUGCUAUCCGCCACAAUCUCUUCAUUUCUUUUUUAUCUUGCGAUAAGUUGCUGGACUGUAUGAUACUAUACCUGAGCAAUCGACGUGAGUUUAAUUUCAUCAUUAUCCCGAUCGAUACCGCCUUCACCUUAUUCUUGGUUGUUGUGGUUCCUCUGCUUUUCGCGGUAUUAUAACCAUCAACACAUUAGCCAUUACAUUUGAUCAUCCUUCGUCCUGAAUAGCAUGAAUUCCCCCGCCGUGUCGGUCGCACUUGCAACCACUUCUCCUGUCCUCGAUCUCUCGGGUAGCACUCCUUUUGCCAUCAUUGUACAAUGCAUCCUCCACGCCAAACAGCCUAUCACGAUCUACUCCAGUGAUACGAUUCUUGAUUACACCUUCGCUCUUCAUGAUCAUGGUCUUGAAUUUUGUGAAAAGGAUCCUAGCACUGGGAAGAUCGUGGCAUCCAUUCCGCGACCGACGAUAAACAUAUGUCCUGAUCAAGGACGACCAGCCCCUCUGAUGGUGAACAAGGAUCGGUUCAUCACACUGUUCCCUGAGCAGCCAUUUGUGGUGGAACAUGCUAUAAGCAAAGGCGGGGAAGACAAAAUUUCCACCGGCAGCGAAAGCUUCUCUUCAAACGACCUCAGGCUCCAUAUUCUCGCCAACGGACUUCAAUCAGACAAGACCUACAUAAUCCGCACCCGGCUCGGUCACGCAAUUACUUGGUGGCGCUAUGGAUCCGCAGAAGCUAUCUUGAAACCGUUACCAUCCCGACUGUCGUCACUCACUGAGGCAGGAUGGCAUCAAGCAACCCUUGCUAUGGAAUGGGCGCGAGAUACCCAAUUUGGCACUACUUGGGCAAGCUCUUCUAAGAAAUGCUGUGAAGAGAGAGCAUCGAAUUCAAACGCUGAGGACGACUUUAAAAUCAAUUUGGCUGCGGCCACUCCCAUUUUUCCCGUCGACCAACGUAUUCCAUUGUCAUAUCGCAGCGAUGGAAACACCCCAGAAGUUGAGUUUCGAUGUGAGGGAACAUUACCAUUGUGGCCAUCGUAGGCAUAAUUACUAGAUAUAUGUGUACAGACU